Molecule: messenger RNA, 6057 nt
Organism: Botrytis byssoidea
Lineage: Eukaryota; Fungi; Ascomycota; Leotiomycetes; Helotiales; Sclerotiniaceae
Exons: 1
Coding region: 1-6057 (2018 amino acids)
Molecular function (GO): ATP binding; ATP hydrolysis activity; nucleic acid binding
Source: RefSeq, a predicted model, not a curated record
AUGUCUCCUUUAACGCUGGACUCAGCUGAAGUGCAAUGGCAAGCCCAACUUGCUGCUAUGAAAAACGCCUUGGCAGAGUUGAAUUUGCCUCCGAGCUCGACGAACGGGGAAACUAAAUCAUAUGACAUCGACGUUGUCUUCGACGACGACGAUGAAUUUACUUCCGGAAAUAGCGGGGAUGAUGUUUGGGACUUUAUUAGUGACGAGGAUGAUGAUUUGUCCAGCAGUGAUAUCAACGACGAUUUCCCUAGUCUUUCUGACUCCGCUGGUGCAGGCAACUAUGGACCUCAAUGGUUGAAGAGCAAAUGUAUGGAGAUUGCUCAGAGGAAGCAGGGACUUUCAGGAAACGAUCUCCAGGAACAAAUCAUGGCGAUCUUAGGGUCUGAUAGUGGUGAGGAAGAGCUUCAGUCCACUUUGAUUGACAUGAUCGGCUUUGAUGAUAUAGAAUUUGCCAUUGAAGUCAUCUCCCACCGCAAGAAUAUUACCGCCGCUUCACGUUCUAUUGGAACUCAAGAUGACGGCAUCUUUACUGGAAAGUUACAGACCAGAAAGGAACGAGAAGCAGCCUUACGACAGAGAGAUUAUGAGCAUAAACAUGCCGCACUAGGACCGUCCAUUAAUCGCUACGAAGAAAAAUAUCCCCACGUCUAUAAGUCGCAUCAUGCUGGUAAUAUCCUGGAUUCGAGAGGAAAGAAGUAUGCUCUACCGGUGGGUAGUGAGAGAACAGAACACGAGAGAUACUCGGAAUAUACUGUCCCGGCUGGAAAGGUUGGAACUUUAGGUGCAGGUCGAAGGCUUGUCGAGAUUUCUGAGAUGGAUGGCCUUUGCAAGAGAACUUUCAAGGGUUACAAGUCUCUCAAUCGAAUGCAGAGCUUGGUCUAUCCAGUAGCAUACAAGACCAGCGAAAACAUGUUGAUUUGUGCUCCCACUGGUGCUGGUAAAACUGAUGCAGCAAUGCUUACGAUACUUCACGCCAUUGGUGAAAAUGUUUCACCACAUCCAUCGGAGAACCCAGAAUCUUCAGACUUUGUGGUCAAUUUCAAUGAUUUCAAGAUUGUCUAUGUUGCCCCAAUGAAAGCUUUGGCAGCCGAAAUUACACAAAAGCUGGGUAGUCGUCUAGCGUGGUUGGGUAUACAAGUUCGCGAGUUUACUGGUGAUAUGCAUCUCACUAAGAAGGAAAUCACCCAAACUCAAAUUAUCGUUACAACUCCUGAAAAAUGGGACGUUGUCACUCGGAAAGGCACUGGAGAUACUGAAUUGGUUCAAAAGGUUCGACUUUUGAUUAUUGAUGAAGUACAUAUGCUACACGAUGAUCGAGGUUCUGUCCUAGAAUCAUUAGUUGCCCGUACUGAGCGUCAAGUUGAGAGCACUCAAUCUCUCAUCCGUAUCGUGGGACUUUCUGCUACCCUUCCGAACUACAUCGAUGUGGCCGAUUUUCUCAAAGUCAAUCGUUAUGCGGGUCUAUUUUAUUUCGACGCUAGCUUCAGACCUGUACCUCUCGAACAGCACUUCAUCGGAGUUAAAGGGAAGGCUGGAACCAGACAAUCACGAGAGAAUAUUGAUACAACUGCAUUUGAAAAAGUCCGAGAGAUGCUGGAACUUGAUCACCAAGUCAUGGUCUUUGUUCAUUCGAGGAAGGACACUUUCAACACUGCUAAGAUGUUGUAUGAAAAGGCUAUUGAGCAAGUUUGUGUAGACUUAUUUGAUCCCACUAAUCAUCCUCAAUAUGAAGCAGCUGUAAAGGAUAUGAAGAGCUCACGAGGUCGUGAACUUCGAGAGUUAGUACCAAAAGGUAUUGGUAUUCAUCAUGCAGGUAUGGCUCGUUCAGACAGGAACCUGAUGGAGAGAUUAUUUGGAAGUGGUGUUCUCAAAGUUCUUGUCUGUACAGCUACCUUGGCAUGGGGUGUUAAUUUGCCCGCAGCAGCAGUAGUGAUCAAAGGUACACAAGUCUACAGUGCUCAAGAAGGUAAAUUUAUCGACCUUGGAAUCUUGGACGUUCUUCAAAUUUUCGGUCGUGCAGGUAGACCACAAUUUCAGGAUACCGGUAUUGGUAUGAUUUGUACGACAGCAGAUAAGCUUGAUCACUAUCUCCAGGCCGUCACAUCUCAAGUCCCUAUCGAGUCUCGAUUCUCGAAACAUCUUGUGGAUAAUCUCAACGCUGAAAUCGGUUUGGGGACAGUCACAUCGAUCCCCGAAGCUGUCGCAUGGCUUGGAUACUCUUAUUUAUUUGUUCGAAUGAAGAGGGAUCCUUUGACUUAUGGUAUCGAUUGGGCUGAAGCUCGCGAUGACCCAAAUUUGGUACAGCGUCGAAGACAACUAUGCAUUCAAGCAGCAAAGACACUUCAACAAAGCCAAAUGAUUAUCUUCAAUGAAACGACCGAGGAGCUCAGAAGUAAGGAUGUUGGACGUAUUGCAAGUCAAUUUUAUGUCCUCCAUACCAGUAUUCAGAUAUUUAACACCAUGAUGCAACCUCAAUCUUCCGAAGCUGAUGUUCUCACGAUGAUUGCUAUGAGUGGAGAGUUUGAUCAAAUUCAAUCAAGAGACAGCGAGUCAAAGGAGCUUACCAGCUUGAGAGAAGAUUUCUCUCCUUGUCAGGUAAAAGGAGGAACCGAUUCCUCACACGCCAAGACGAAUAUUCUCCUACAGUCUUACAUAUCUCGAGCCAAACUUGAGGACUUUGCUUUAGCCAACGAUACGAACUACGUUGCUCAGCAAUCAGCCAGAAUUUGUCGUGCAUUAUUCAUGAUUGCUUUGAAUCGUCGUUGGGGCCAUCAAUGUCUCGUGCUUCUCUCGCUAUGCAAAUCAAUAGAGAAGAGAAUUUGGCCAUUCCAACAUCCUCUUCAUCAAUUUGAGCUAGCCCAGCCAAUUCUUAAACAGCUUGAUGAUAAGGAAAAUCUUUCCAUUGAAACUCUAAAGGAGAUGGACGCAGCUGAAAUUGGUGCCAUGGUACACAAUCCUGGUGCUGGAAGGACAAUCUCAAGAAUUCUUGAUAACUUUCCUACACUGAGCGUGGAAGCCGAAAUUGCUCCACUGAAUAGAGAUGUUUUGAGAAUCCGUCUUUAUCUCACGCCGGAGUUCAAAUGGAACGAUCGCCACAAUGGUACAUCGGAAAGUUAUUGGAUCUGGGUUGAGAACUCGGAGACUUCUGAAAUAUACCAUCAUGAGUUCUUCAUUCUGAACAGAAAGAAGUUAUACGACGACCACGAACUCAGCUUCACUAUCCCACUAUCGGAUCCGCUCCCUACGCAGAUCUAUGUAAGAGCAGUUUCUGAUAGAUGGCUAGGCGCAGAAACGGUGUAUCCAAUUUCUUUCCAACAUUUAAUCAGACCUGACACCGAAAGUGUAUACACUGAUCUUUUGAAUCUUCAACCCCUACCAAUUAUUGCCCUGAAGAAUCCGGCCCUAGAAGAGAUUUAUGGCAAACGUUUCCAGUUUUUCAAUCCUAUGCAAACUCAGAUCUUUCACACUUUGUAUCAUACACCAGCAAAUGUUCUUCUUGGGUCACCAACCGGAUCUGGAAAGACGAUCGCUUGUGAGUUGGCUAUGUGGUGGGCGUUUCGAGAGAAGCCUGGCUCUAAGGUUGUCUACAUCGCUCCCAUGAAAGCACUUGUUCGAGAGCGAGUUAAAGAUUGGGGGGCUAGAUUAACUCGACAAAUGGGCUUGAAAUUGGUUGAGUUGACUGGUGAUAAUACACCUGAUACGCGAACUAUUCGAGAUGCGGACAUAAUUAUUACUACUCCAGAAAAAUGGGAUGGUAUUAGUCGUUCGUGGACUACGAGAGGUUACGUUCGACAAGUUAGCUUGGUUAUUAUUGAUGAAAUUCAUUUGCUUGGUGGAGAUCGUGGUCCCAUUUUGGAGAUUAUUGUUUCUCGUAUGAAUUACAUUGCAACUCAGACCAAUAAUUCAGUCAGACUUAUGGGUAUGUCGACUGCGUGCGCCAAUGCUAUGGAUUUGGGAAACUGGCUUGGUGUUAAGGAAGGAUUGUUUAACUUCAGGCAUUCCGUUAGACCUGUUCCAUUGGAAAUUUUUAUCGAUGGUUUCCCAGAGGUUCGAGGCUUCUGUCCCCUAAUGCAAUCUAUGAACAGACCGACUUUCUUGGCCAUCAAAACGCACAGUCCAGAAAAACCAGUCAUUGUUUUUGUUGCUUCUCGUAGACAAACACGUUUGACAGCUAAGGACUUGAUUAACUUCUGUGGUAUGGAGGAUAACCCUCGUCGGUUUGUCAAGAUGUCUGAGGAAGAUCUCCAACUGAACCUUGCACGAGUCAAGGAUGACGCUUUGAAGGAAGCCCUAAGUUUUGGUAUCGGUUUGCAUCAUGCUGGUCUGAUUGAAUCUGAUCGUUCAUUGGCCGAAGAACUAUUUGCCAACAACAAGAUUCAGAUCCUCGUUGCAACAUCCACUCUAGCCUGGGGUGUUAAUCUUCCAGCUCAUUUAGUCGUUGUAAAGGGUACUCAGUUCUUCGACGCUAAGACUGAAGGAUACAAAGAUAUGGACUUGACAGAUGUACUACAAAUGUUGGGUCGUGCUGGACGUCCUCAAUUCGAUACGUCAGGAAUCGCUCGUAUCUUCACGCAAGAUUCAAAGAAAGCAUUCUACAAACACUUCCUACAUACAGGUUUCCCAGUAGAAUCCUCUCUUCACAAUGUCCUAGACAACCAUCUUGGCGCUGAAGUAUCCGCUGAAACCAUUACUACCAAACAAGAUGCCCUAGAUUAUCUCACCUGGACAUUCUUCUUCCGACGUCUCCAUAAAAAUCCCUCAUACUAUGGUCUUGAAAUCUCGGCCGAAGAACACAAUACCAUUGCUGCUCAACAAAUGGCAAAUGAUUACAUGAUCUCAAUGGUAGAUAAGUCAUUGGACGAGCUCGCCGAAUCUAAAUGUCUGGAAAUCUACCCUAAUGGCAACAUCGAUUCUACACCUCUCGGAAAAAUCAUGUCCUACUACUAUCUUUCUCACAAAACCAUUCGUCACCUAGUUAAACAUGCUAAACCAAAUGCUUCAUUCCGCGAUGUACUUUCUUGGAUGUCUUCCGCAACCGAAUAUGACGAGCUCCCCGUUCGCCAUAACGAAGAUCUCAUCAACAUUGAACUUUCCAAGAACUUACCUCUCCCAGCAGAUGCAGCACAUUUUAAUGGCCUUCCAAUGUGGGAUCCUCACGUUAAAGCAUUUUUGUUACUUCAGGCCCACAUGAGCAGGAUUGAUCUUCCCAUAUCUGAUUAUGUGGGUGAUCAAACCAGUGUUCUCGACCAAGCUAUCCGUAUCAUUCAAGCUUCCAUCGAUGUCCUUACGGAAUUGGGAUAUCUAUCAAGCGUUGUGCAAAUGAUCACUUUACUUCAAUGUAUCAAAUCAGCUCGCUGGCCCGAAGACCACGCUUUGUCUAUCCUCCCUGGUGUAGUUCCUGAUUUCAAACCAUCCAAGGACAACGACAUUCCCACAUCACUUCAACAAUUCUCAGCCUUACCCCAAAACGUGUGUCAAUCUCUCAAAAACAAACUACAACUUCCAAGUAGAAAUACACAAGCUUUUGAUAAGGCAGCAAAUAUGAUACCGAACUUGAAAGUUGAAGUACAAAAUGUUACGGCGUUGAAAAUGGAUGUUGUAAUUAAGAGACUUAAUGGAUUGGUGGAUAAGGAGGGAAAAAUGUACGCGCCUCGAUUCCCUAAGAGUCAGAGUGAGGGAUGGUUUGUUGUGCUUUGUAGCAAAGGAAGUGAUGAGGUGGCUGCUAUUAAGAGAUUGGGUUGGAGUGCUCCUAAGGCCAACUUGAAGGGUAAAGGUGCUCAGAAUGGAAAUGUUGGCAAUGGAGAAGAGGGAAAGCAGAAUACCAGUGUGAUAGGCAUAGGAGCCAAACCUCAAGCAAAAGCAACACUUAAAUUUCCUGGGACAGAAGAAGGAGAGGAGGGAAAUAUCAUGGAUGGGAGAGUAUUCGAUGUUUGGGUUGUCAGUGAUGGAUAUAGGGGGUUGAUCUAUAAGGUUGAAGGGGUAGAGGUACCAGAUGUCAUGAAGGUUAGGGUUGAGGAUGAGGGCAAAGGGAAAGAUGGAAAGGGGAAGGGAAAAUGA